UCGGCAUUCAGUUACCCUCGGUCAAUCCCCGCGGACGGUCGUGCCUCGCUCGUUCGAAACUUGAAACGAAUUCUAAAUUUGAAAACGGUGACAUUCUUUUGUUCGUUCCACAACGGAUUGGCGUUUCAAAUUGGUAAAAGACAUCUUCCAAGACACGUGCCUCUUCGAACAUCAAUAUGGGAUAUCUCCGUGAGCUCCUCUUCAGUUUCCUGCUCAUUCUUUCUGUAGUCUACGGCCAAACUGAGACCGAGCCGCCCACCACCGUGACGACCAAAUCUCCCCCUACCACUACGGUCCCAUCGACCACCACCACCACCAUCGCGUGGGAAGACACCCUGAACGAGGGCCAGGCCAUACAGAAGGCGCUGCAGUACCUCCUGCAGCAUAGACAGCCGGAUUGGGGCUGGGGGAACGACACGCACCAUGUCAUGCUGACUCUCCAGCUGGCCAACAACACCGGCAAGGAAAUAGAGCAGCAAGGCCUGGAGAUGCAGCUCUCGGCGAAACAGAUGGAGAUCGAAAUACUUCUCAUGAUGUCCAAGCACCACGAGUCCCCGCCUCCUCUAGGCCGCCUGGCCGCCUACACCCUGGCCCUGGGUGCCCUCUGCAAGGACCCUCGCUCCUUCCACGGCCGGGACCUGGUGACCGCUCUGCUCCACCGCGAACCGCCCCACGACCUGGAGUUUGCCUACGCCACCCUGGCUGCUUGCUCGUCCGCAGCACACGUGAGGAGACGGCAUAUUAGAAGGCUGUUGGAUAUCGCUAAUGCUGCUGCUGAUCAUAGCCUGGACACCAUCUCCAUGGUGAUCCUGGCGCUCCGCUGCGUGGUGCAGGACCACCGGCACCGCAGCCUCAUCCACUUCGUGCGGCGCCCCAUGGCCGGGCUGGCUCGGCAGCAGCACCCAGAUGGCAGCUUUGGCAGCCUCACCACCACUGCUUUGGCUAUACAGGCUUUAGAAGACUCCGACAGCGGCCCAGGCGCCCACCAGCACUGGAGCCUCCCAUCGGCUAGGAAGUGGUUGCUAGAGCGUCAGAACCCUGACGGAGGAUGGGGAGACGUGGCCAAGACGGCUGCAGCAGUAGCAGCGCUGACACCAGCCUCCCUUGCUGCUGUGCGGCCUCCGCACUGCAGUGAUAAGCUGCUGGAGAGCCGGCAUGAGCCUUUAGUGAGGAGAUGUGGCCAAGACGGCUGCAGCAGUCGCGGCCCUGACUCCUGCUUCACUGGCUGCUAUGCGUCCCCGCACUGCAGCGAUAAGCUGCUGGAGAGCCGGCAUGAGCCUUUAGACAGCAACGGCGGCGACGGCAGUCUGAAGCUGGCGUACCAAUCGGGUCAGAGCAGCAACGACUCCGACGCUCGCAAUGUUUCGUUCACCUACACGCUGUGGCUUGGAACCAACGUCACGGAGAACUUCACGCUGCACAUGGUCGCUCCUAGAAACAUAUCAUUCUACCACGUAAUGCAAAUGGCUGCGGACCAAAACCCGAAGUUCAAGUUCGAAGCGAGCGAGUGGCCCAACGGUCACUACGUCCACACCCUGGCCGGACACAAGGAGGAGCCUAUGGGCUACCACUAUUGGCUGCUGUACCGUCUGCCAGAGAUCCCCGACCCUGCUAGCCCUCCAGGGAACCAGCUCGUCGCUCCUGUUGGUGUGGACGACUUACUAGUCGAAGAUGGUGAGCACUACCUGUUCUGGUACAAGAAGCUGUAACUCCAUCAACCUUCGAGCGACCUUUUAAUUUUCUACGUAGUCUUCUCGUUAAAGUUCCAGCAAUACAUACAUAAAUACGGUUAGAGGUAUCAACGGUCUGUGUAGUGAUUAAGUCUACAUUAGCAAAAAAUCGCUUGCGCACCUCUUACAGUUGUUAGUGUUGCCAGUUAUUGACACUUAACUACUACCGUGGAUAUUUUCGUUUGGUAGUUUUCAGCCAUUUUUAAUGUAGCAACACAAGCCAUAAUUUAAAGAAGGAUUUGCUUAGUUAUUACUUGGUACUCUAGGUGAUAAGACUAAUUGAAAUUUAGAUUGUCUCCUUUCCCCUAAGGCUACUGCGUUGAGUGUGAUCCAUCAUGAAGUCGAAAAUAGUCUGGUUACGACAGGGCAACUUCGAAACGCUGUUUACGUAGUUUCUAUCUGUCACCGUCACUCAUGCUGGUAUCUCGCUUGGCGUGAAAGAGCUGGCAAGAUUCGAAACUUCGGAUAUUAAUUUUCGACAUACAAAGACUUAAGUGGUGGUAAAGCCCGGUCGCCGAGCACGUAAGAAGUUCGUCCAACCGCGACAGCAAUAUACCUAAUUACGCGCGAACGAUAAGGAUGGGUAGCCUGGGGUCAUUAGACGAAAUUCUAUGUGCUCGGCGACCGGACUAUAGCUCGCUCAACACAGCGUCUAGCCUCUCAUUGUGCUAAGUAUGAUUACCAAUAUUGUAUUUCGAGAGAUUUAGUAGGUAGAUGUUUACCCAAUUUCGUACCAAAGACUCAUUAUUACUGAUUAUGUCCGCUAGGGAGAGCUAGUUUCUAUGUAAAUAAUGCGAUAUCCUUGACACGGAGGCAAACUUUUUGAAUGUUGAAAUAUUUCAAUCAUAUCUUAGAAUACAUUGUCAUAAAGGCGUAGGAAAGUAUUGUGAACUUACUGCAAAACAUUUUUUGUCAAAAUUAUUCUAAACCAACAAUGUUACUGUAUUUUAAGGAAAUAGUAAACCUUUAAAAUAUUUCUCGUUACUUUAAUUAAACCAAAACUUGUAUCUUUUGUCCAACAGAUGUCGCUAGUGAUCAUUUUUAAUUUUGAUUGUUUUCGAUAACAUUUUAAUUUAUAAUUACGUUUUUGUGAGACAUGUACGAAUAUAAGUGAUACUAAUAAAUUAUCGUCAUAAUGUAACAAGUGCAAUAACUAUAAUAAAUUAGGUUUUUUCAGGACCUGUAAUUAUUUAUUUAUUUCUAGUUCUAAAAGCAGUUAGCAAAUAUUUUUUUGCAUGCGAUAGCCUCCAGCAUGUAUUAUAGCUCUUAGAGAUGAAACUUUUAAGAUUUGUAAUAACAUAAGCAAUUUUUUCAAUCGAAACCUUUUCAAUAAGAGUUGUUUUGGUGGAAAUUUUUCUAAAUAAUUACAAAUAUUACUUGAAUUAAUGUUGUUUUCAAAUGAUUACACAUGUUCAUACUUACAAUCGAACACGAAGGUUUAAAUUUCCUUAAAUCGUAUUAAUAAACGAGUGAACAUAAGAGUAAUUCAAUUCAUUCACUCAUCGUAUGAUUAUUGAACGAGUGAACGUUUUUUGUCGAUGUUAAAAAUAUGAUAUUAGAAUAUUUUCCACCAAAAUAACGUUAACUAAUAAGUAUGUGUAAUCUCAAUAGUUUUAACUACUCAUUUUAGAGACUGAACGGCUCCUGUUACGUUGACGAGUACGUUAGACUAACAUUUUUAUCGUACCUAUUAAAUGGUUCUUAAUAAAUAUUAAAGUAA
Ostrinia nubilalis (European corn borer) is the source of this 3450-nucleotide messenger RNA. RefSeq lists its product as uncharacterized. The record is from RefSeq and is a predicted model, not a curated record. Gene Ontology annotation, biological process: cobalamin transport. The transcript is spliced from 12 exons. The coding region runs from base 177 to 1709 and encodes 510 amino acids. NCBI's taxonomy places the organism in Eukaryota, Metazoa, Arthropoda, Insecta, Lepidoptera, Crambidae. Gene Ontology annotation, molecular function: cobalamin binding.